UCUGCGUUAGCCCUAGAUCCUUCCUCUUCUUCUCUCCCUUCGUCCGUCGAACACGAAAACUAACAAGCGGAGAUGGCGCUGUUAAUGGAUCCGGGUGCGGACCCAGUAACCGAUAACGAGCGCGCAGACUUAGAAGCCAUCGCCGCCAUCAAAGAGUCCGCCGCCGUCGAGCUCAAGGAGCAAGGGAAUCAAUUUGUGAAGAAGGGGAAGAAGCACUACAAGGAUGCGAUCGAUUGCUACACGAGGGCUAUCAAUCAGAAGGCUCUGAAUGAUUCGGAGACCUCGGUUCUGUUUUCGAAUCGAGCCCAUGUGAAUUUGAUGUUGGAGAAUUAUAGAUGGGCUUUGAAUGAUGCUGAGGAGGCGAUUAGGCUGAGUCCUUCGAAUGUCAAGGCUUACUACAGAGCAGCAAAGGCUGCAUUUGCUUUAGAAUUGUUACCUGAAGCAGACUCCUACUGCCAAAGGGGUCUUGAAAAUUUUCCCUCCAACGAAGAGCUGAAGAAACUAUUGAUACAAAUUGAUGAGCGGAAGAAAAAAGAUGAAAGUCACAAGGCUCAAGUUUCAAAAGCUAUAGCCGAAGCUAAGGAACUUGCCUCUGCCAUUGAGAAUAGAGGGAUAAAACUUGGGAAGGCAAUGUAUCAGGAACUUACUGGAGUGAGAAAACCAUUGUUAGAUAAAAGUGGCAUUCUUCACUGGCCGGUUCUUCUUCUUUAUGCCGAAAUUAUGUCGAGUGAUUUCAUUGAGGACUUUUGCGAGACUGAUAUGUUCUCUUCUCAUUUGGACAUGAUGUAUUCAGAUAGUUCCCCUCCAUUACCAUGGGAUGCAGAGCACAAUUAUACUCGUGAAUCCAUUGAGUUAUAUUAUCAGGCCCAUAGCGGAUUUCUUCUGUCGAAGAAGAAAAUUCUUCAACAUCUCCUUGAAGGGACUGUAGCUUCUCUUGCAGAAGACCUUUGUGAUGAAGAGGAGGCAGGACGGCAAACAUUGAGCAAAGGUUCAGGUAAAUGGAUCAAGGUGAACGAGAAGAAAACCCUGCAAGCUAUCCUGCGGCAACCUGAUUAUAUCAUUCCUGGGAUCCCAGUGUUCUUUGUUGUCUCCAGCAAAUCUAGAUUCUACAAGGAGUUUAAAGCCGGCAAGUGGACCCCACCUUGAGGAUGUAAAUUUUGAUAGCGGGUCGAUAUUCUGUGUAUUAUUUAGGUCUUGUUUGUUAUGGUCAGGCUCCAGAUUGUAGGAAGAGGUCAUCUAGUGCAGGACAUGGUUUGCUUGUGCCAAUGAACGCAAUUUGUGGAGUAGGAUUGUGAGGAUCCAAUUUAUACGACUCUUUGCUGUAUCAAUGGGAGCUGAUUGUUUAAGAACAUCUAAACUUUUCAUCAGAUUAUACGCAAUUCCAAAAUUUUAGCUUAA
Molecule: messenger RNA, 1398 nt
Organism: Asparagus officinalis (garden asparagus)
Lineage: Eukaryota; Viridiplantae; Streptophyta; Magnoliopsida; Asparagales; Asparagaceae
Product: tetratricopeptide repeat protein 4 homolog
Exons: 9
Coding region: 73-1146 (357 amino acids)
Molecular function (GO): Hsp90 protein binding
Source: RefSeq, a predicted model, not a curated record